Messenger RNA from Rhizophagus irregularis DAOM 181602=DAOM 197198, 318 nucleotides. RefSeq lists its product as uncharacterized. The record is from RefSeq and is a predicted model, not a curated record. Lineage: Eukaryota; Fungi; Glomeromycota; Glomeromycetes; Glomerales; Glomeraceae.
AUGUCUAAUAAUGCUGAACUUAAGUUACUGAAAUUGGUUUCGGAAGUUUUGAAGUUCGUGGCCAGAAAACUCUUCCCAAAUAAUGCAGCAUAUACUGCUAAGAUAGCAAAGAUUCGUGAAUCAUACAAGAAUAAACAAGCUCUUUUAGACAAACUUGAGGCCCUCUUCGAGUUGUAUUAUAAUGUAACUAAGGACUCAUUAACAGGUCCUCCAAAGCAAGCUGUCACUAUGAAUGAGGCUGAGAAAACAUUAGCAGAACUUCUUGCAUAAGCGGCUCCUGUACAAAUUUAGUUUAUAUUUUUUAUCCAUUUGUAAUGG